Molecule: messenger RNA, 5214 nt
Organism: Amphiprion ocellaris (clown anemonefish)
Lineage: Eukaryota; Metazoa; Chordata; Actinopteri; Pomacentridae
Gene: kdm7aa
Product: lysine (K)-specific demethylase 7Aa
Exons: 18
Coding region: 58-2619 (853 amino acids)
Biological process (GO): protein demethylation; regulation of transcription by RNA polymerase II
Molecular function (GO): histone demethylase activity; transcription coregulator activity
Source: RefSeq, a predicted model, not a curated record
ACGAUGUGUUAAAUCCCCGCCCGCUUCAUUCCUGCGUUGUUUGGGGACAGUAGGAAGAUGGCGGCGGCCCCGCUGUACUGUGUCUGCCGGCAGCCCUACGAUGUGAGCCGGUUUAUGAUCGAGUGCGACAUUUGUAAAGACUGGUUUCACGGCAGCUGUGUACAGGUAGAAGAGCAUCAUGCUGUGGAUAUCGAUGUUUACCACUGUCCCAACUGUGAUGCCGUACAUGGACCCUCCCUGAUGAAAAAACGCAACAACUGGCACAGGCAUGACUACACAGAACCAGACGAUGGGUCGAAGCCGGUGCAAGCUGGCACCUCAGUGUUUGUCAAGGAGCUCCAGACUAGGACCUUCCCCAGUGGCGAGGAGAUUCUGAUCCGGAUGAAGGGUGAGCAGGUGACAACCAGGUACUUGGAGAGACAUGGCUUCAACUACCCCAUAGUGGUCACUGAGAUGGAGGGCCUGGGCCUGAAACUACCCCCACCUACUUUCUCCGUCAAAGAUGUGGAGCAGUAUGUGGGUGGUGACAAAGUUAUCGAUGUGAUAGACGUGGCGCGACAGGCGGACAGCAAGAUGAAGCUCAGUGAGUUUAUCAAGUAUUUCACAAAGCCCCAUCGACCCAAGGUCCUCAACCUCAUCAGCCUGGAGUUCUCUGACACCAAGAUGUCAGAGUUGGUGGAGGUUCCUGACGUAGCUCAGAAGAUGUCCUGGGUAGAGAACUACUGGCCAGAUGACUCCUUCUUUCCCAAGCCCUUUGUCCAGAAGUACUGCCUUAUGGGGGUCAAGGACAGCUACACAGAUUUCCACAUAGACUUCGGAGGCACCUCUGUCUGGUAUCAUGUUCUCUGGGGUGAGAAGAUCUUCUACUUGAUCAAGCCCACCCCUACCAACCUUGCACUAUACGAGGCAUGGAGCUCCUCGCCCAAUCAGAGUGAAGUGUUCUUUGGGGAGAAAGUGGAAAAGUGCUACAAGUGUGUUGUACCCCAAGGAACCACCCUGCUCAUCCCUACAGGCUGGAUCCAUGCUGUUCUCACCUCUCAGGAUUGCAUGGCUUUUGGAGGGAACUUCCUUCACAACCUCAAUAUUGGCAUGCAGCUCAGGUGUUAUGAAAUGGAGCGCCGUCUGAAAACCCCAGACCUCUUUAAGUUUCCAUACUUUGAGGCCAUCUGUUGGUAUGUGGCCAAAAACCUCCUGGAAAUGCUAAAAGAGCUACGUGAGGAUAACUGUCCAUCACCAACCUACCUAGUGGAGGGAGUAAAGGCUUUAAUCAGUGCACUGAAGACUUGGUUGAAAAGAGAGGUGACUGAGCCCACCAGUGAGGUACCAGACAAUAUCAGGCCGAACCAUCUCAUUAAGGAGCUGACCAAGGAAAUCCGCUACCUGGAGGAGGAACCAGUGAGUGGUAGCAAGCCAGUGAAAUCUCAGGGAUGUGGAAUGCCAUCUGGGACGAAUGGCUGUCCGGCCACUCGCUCCACACUGGAGAGGCUGUGCCAGGCGCGGCGGGCGAGACGGGCCGCCAGGCGGUUAAGGGAGCAGCAGCGGCAGGCUCCGAAGUUGCCCUCCAACCUGGACAUCUUGGAGCAGCACACCAAGGAGGUGCUGAAGAGGCUGGAGGUGGGACCGCUGGAGGAGGAUCCUGCAUUUUGUGCCAAGGUUCAUGGGAAACUCAACAAAGUGUCAACGGCAUCAGCAGCUGCUGCUGCAGAGUCUUUAGAGGACAACCACCUACGGCUAAUGCUGGUCAACGGCAGAAUAAUCAGAGACUUGAGGCGACCAGGCAGCAGUCCGGUAAAGACGGAGGGUGAACGGUCAUCGGUUGGCCACAGCCCACCAAAGAGUUGUGUGGAUGUGAAGUUGGAGAGGACACAGGACAGUCAAGAGCAGCACAGUACGGUUGAGAAACCCACACUCCUCAGGGGUCUGGAGAGGGUGAAGACUGAACUCAGGGAAGAAGUCUCAGGACACUCCAGUGUGUCGGACAUGGAGUCAGACAGCGACUCUCCCACAGAGCAUAAAGCAUCGUCAUCGUCGUCAUCGUGUUCUGACGAGGAUUCAGAGAGUUCCCAAGAGGAGGAGGAGGAUUCAGAGAGGGGCUCAUCUCAGCAGACAGGCUCAGGACACACCAUAGAGCUGGACCAGUCUGGCCAGAAACUCAGGCACAAACACAAACCACUCAAACGAGAACGUCCUACCUCACCCAGCACAGAAGAGGCCAUUCAGGGGAUGCUGUCUAUGGCUGGUCUGCUGUGCACCUCCAAGCCGGAGAAGGUAGCCUCGCCCCAGGAGCCCUGGUGGUCCAGCCCCAGCCAGCGCUCGCCGCAGGAGCUGGCGCAGCACCAGCGUCGACUGCAGGUGGAGAAGAGCCCGAUGGACAGUCAGGGCAACAGCAGCAGCGAGGCCUGGGACAAUCAGGGGCUCCCCAGCCCAGAGACGGACUACCAGUACUGUGACCCCUCGUUGUCUCCGCCGCUACACCCUUCCAAGAGGCACGCCCCGAACCCCCCACCUAUCAGCAAUCAGGCCACAAAAGGCAAAAGGCCCAAAAAAGGAAUGGCCACAGCCAAGCAGAGACUGGGGAAGAUCUUGAAACUCAACAGACACAAUCGCGUCUUUGUGUAACACUCCCAAACUUCCAAGGUAAAAGUGAUGAGCUGGGGUGUAGAGGGAAGAAAAAAAAGAAGAAACAUUUGUGUAUUUGUUACCAGACACUUUCGUGCUGUAAAAAUGGGGGUAAAAGGAAAAAAAACCAACAAAAAAACGAACACACUGCCUGGAGACGACCGUAACCGAACGAAUCUUGACACGUACAACACGCUCACUGUGCAUGCUUAGGAGACAGGGUAUUGGAUUUGAAAUAAGCAAGCGCACGACUUCAUUACAAGCACACUAAGAACAAAACAGGAAAAAAAAGGAGCUACGGGAAGCGGAGAAGACGAGCAUGUCGCUGCAGGGAAAGGUGGACUGAAGCUCCUGCGGGCAUUCGAAUGGACAAAGGAGAUGUAGGAGGUCUACCAAAACACACAACAAAAAAAAUGCUUGCUUUGCCACGGAGAUUGCGAGAUAUCUUCUGCUUCUGAUGCCAAGAUCCAUCCGCAUCACAUUUUGCUACUAUUUCCUCUCUCCGCUGAACGCGACCCCCCACUUUUACUCCCCCACAACCUUCACUUGAUUCACUGCGAACUGCGACAAACUGAAUGGGACGGAGGAGCAGGUGGAACUGAGAUGUAUCUCUAAACAGGGUCCGGUUUUUUUUUGUUCUUCCUGUGGCCCUGAGAGGAAAACGCGGUGCUAAAGAGGAGGCGGUGAACUAAAAUUUCAAAAUGGUGCUUCUUGUUUGUACUUUACUCCACUCAUGCUUGUCCCCUGUCAGCCCUCACCUCCCUCCCUGACUCCCCCCAACCCACCUUUAUCUCAAUUCACACCAGCAAUAAUGACUUUGAGGAGAGAGUGAGAGGCAGCACUUCAGUGCAUUCUUCUGUUUGCAGGAUGAAAUCUCAACAGAUGCAUUACGGACUCGCACAGUUCGGUGCAAAAUCUCCUCUCAAAUCUGCACUAUGUUGUUUGAUAGUUGGAGGGGAGUCGGUCUUCGCGAGCAAUUUUGGCUAAAACGAAGUUGCUCAAAGUGCUGCCUCUCGGUGAAUUUUGUUUUCAAUAGGAAUUAUGAGUCGUUCACUCAAAACGACUCACAUGAUAUCCUGCUUAAUUUAUUUCUUGUUUUAUCUGUGAUGUUAUUUUUUUAUGUGUUAUUAUUUUUAUGGAUUCUGAAUGAUGUAUUUAUUAAUUGAAAGAGGUAAUGAUUUUAUUAUAUUUUGACCCUAAAACCUCAGCUAUUCUGAGAGUUUUUUUCCUUUAUCCGGUGGGUUUCUCUUUUUUAUCUUUAACACAUACGUUUUGUAAAUGUGGAUGUUUUUAGAGUUCAUGUGAUCAUCUGUUGAGUAGCAGUUUACCUACAGAUCUUUAAUUACCUUCUAUUGUCACACAUCUGUUCCCUCCCCAGUUGAAUAGAGCCUGUGUUGAUUCUCAUCUGUUCUGGUUUCCUCUUCUUCCUGUAGCCAGAGGUGUUGGGCUAUGUGCGAAUAGAGACUAGGUUAGGUUAAGAAAUGUCAACUUCCACAUCUACACCUGAGCGUUCUCAACUAGUGCCACUUGUCAUUUAGCAAAAAAAAGUAUUCUGAGCCACUGUGGUCGAUCCAAAGUAGUUGAUGUAUUCAGAAGUCAACGAUUGAGGAACUUCAAUGGGAUGAGUGAGGUUUGUCCUUUUUUAAAAAAAACAAACUACCAGUGCUGAUGUGAGAUGUGUGUUUUGUUCGGGGUGCGCAGUUCUUCACUCUCAGGGAAUGAUGCCAUGGACAUAACCUUCGAUUAACCACCAGCCACAGCAUGGAUGCAGACAGGAUGUUCUCAGCACUCACUCAAGACUUUAAGAAUCACCUCCUGCUUUGGAGAUGCUGAGGUUUGUUUGUUUCUGUUUUUCAUAGCUCAAAAAGGAAUUAUUUCAUGGUUGUGGUUUUUCAAGUUGUAAGGAUAUGCUGUGCUUUAGCAUUUACCAGUCAGUCAUUGUAUCUUUAGGCUACGUUUACAACUCCUGAUAACAUGGAUUUGGUAUUGUCCCUAAUGCUUCCUAACACGUCCUGCUCAGUGUUACACAGAAAAACCCUUAAGUUGACUAUAAGCUGUUUCACCUGUGUAAAUAACACCAAGGCAAAGAAUUGCCAAGUAGCUUUAAGACCACUCUUUGAACAGCGUGAGACUUUGAAAGCUUUGCUCAGGUUGACUUGUGCACAUGAUGCGCAAGUGACUGUGUGAUCAAUCACUCAGCCCUGAUGAGGUGUUUAAAAUAAUCCUAACACAAAGAACCAAGCUACAAAAUUAGUGUUAAUCACAUUGCCAGACUGAUUUCCUCUUUUUUUUCUUACACUACACUUUAACCUUUGAACUCUUGGCAUGUCAAGUCAUUGAAAAACAGGAGCUGGCCUGCAGGCAGGGUUUGUUAUAAGCUGUAGUAUUCAUCGUCCAGGUUCUGUCCCCUUUUGCUUUGAAAUGCAGCUCUCUUGGCAUUUGUGUUGUGUGUUGGUUCUUGCAAUGGUUUUUUCCAGAUUUAGAUGGCUUAUGAUUUGAAAUAUACAAACACUGGCUAACUGUGACACUGUUAAUGCGUUGCAUUUUGUUUCUGCAUUUCAAAAAUUGCGUGUAAAUAAAACUAAUGAAAUAAUA